AUGGGGGAGCGCCGUGGGGAUUUGGGGGGGGGUGGUGGGAGGGGGGGGGGGGCUAGGGGGUUGAGAUUUUAUUCUUGGCGGGGGGGGGGGGGGGGCAUGGGGGGCUUGGGAGGAGGGUGGGGGGAUUGUCUAUCGCUUGGGGGGGGGGAGGGGGGGGGUGGGGGCUGGGGGGGGGGUGGGGGAUGGGUGGGGAGAGGGGGGGGGAAACAGCGGGGAGGGAGGUGGGUGGGGGGGGGGGGGGGGGGGGGGGGGGGGGAAUUGGGGGAUAGGGGGGGGGGGAAUAGGUAUGGGGGGGUGGGGGGGGGAAGGGGGGGGGGGAAGGGGGACAGGGGGGGGGGUGGGGGGGGGGACUCAGGGGAAGGUCGGGUGGGGGGAGGUGGCGGGGGGACGUGGGGAGGGGGUAGUGGGGGGGGGGGUGGGGGUGGGGAGGGGGGGAGGAGGGGACGUGGAGGGAUGGGGGUAGGUGGGGAGGGGGGAGGUGGGGGGGGGGGAGGGAGGGGGGGGGGUGGGGGGGGGGGAGGUGGGAGGGGGGGGGGGGUGGGGAUCUCAGGGGGGGGUUUGGUGGUGGGCAGGGGGGUGGGGGGGGGGGGGGGGGUGGGGGGGGGGGUGGGGAGGAGAGUAGUGGGGGGUGGGAGGGGGGGGGUUGGUCAAUUUAAUGGGGGCGGGGGGGUGGGGGGGCAUACUCUGGAAGGGGGUGGGAAAUGGGGGGGGGGCAGGGGUUAG
Messenger RNA from Dicrocoelium dendriticum, 723 nucleotides. The record is from the annotation of a GenBank genome assembly. Lineage: Eukaryota; Metazoa; Platyhelminthes; Trematoda; Plagiorchiida; Dicrocoeliidae.